Messenger RNA from Lingula anatina, 1774 nucleotides. Its product is annotated as N-acetylated-alpha-linked acidic dipeptidase 2. Gene Ontology annotation, molecular function: carboxypeptidase activity. Lineage: Eukaryota; Metazoa; Brachiopoda; Lingulata; Lingulida; Lingulidae. The record is from RefSeq and is a predicted model, not a curated record.
UUCUGUGGAAGUCAUAAAUAUCAAACCAGUCCUUGUGACCUUCAGCAGUGUUUAGGUUUUGCUUAUCAUUCACACUCCUGUACUUCACUUGGCUGGUCGUGAAUUUAGUAUAUUGGUUCUCUACUAAGAAGCGUUGUAAACAUGCAGGGGAAACGGCGAGGUAUUCUGGUUGUCGUUGUAAUGGUUGCUGUUGUAUUGGUGCUUGCAAUAGGGAUUAUUAUUGGGCAUUUUGCAGUUCCCAAAACCCAAAGCUAUCAGCAAGGGGCUGAAGAUGAAAGCAUAUCGGAAAAGUUGAUACAAGAAAUGAAGGCAGAAAAUAUUGAAAGUUAUCUCCGAGACCUGACUGCUCAUCCCCAUUUAGCAGGCACUGCUGCAGAUCUUAGCACAGCUCAGAAUUUGUCAGAAUUCUGGAAACAGCAGAGUUUCUCACGUGUGUCUAUAGUUCCAUACAGGGUGCUGCUGUCUUACCCGGAUAAGGAAAACCCUAAUCUGGUCUAUCUCUUGGACAGUAAUGGACAGACAUUGCACAGGACACAAAAAAUGGAAAAGAUACUACGACCUGAGCAGAACCAGUCAGAUGUUGUUCCGCCAUUCCAUGCUUACUCCAAGCCUGGAAGUGUUACCAGUGAAAAGUUGAUUUAUGUCAACUAUGGAAGAGUGGAAGAUUUUAUUUGGCUCAAAGAAAACAAGUCAAUGAACUUUAACAACACCAUUGUCAUUGCAAGAUAUGGGAAAAUAUUUAGAGGUGACAAAGUAUCAAAUGCAGAAAACUUUGGUGCUAAAGGUAUCCUCAUCUACUCGGACCCUGCAGACUAUGCCAUUGACGGAGAGACCUCAGUCUACCCAGAUUCUUGGUGGCUUCCAGGGACAGGUGUUCAGAGAGGCACUGUAUACAAUGGAGAGGGAGAUCCCAGCACAGUCGGGUAUCCAUCUUUGGAAAGUUCAUACCGAGACAUAUCUGACAGAUCUGAAUGGCCACUGCCAACCAUAUCAUCUCACCCUAUUGGAUAUAAUGAUGCCAUUCAGUUUCUUGGGAACAUGACUGGAGAUGUUGCUCCACCAGAGUGGCAAGGGAAACUAUCAAUUACAUAUAGACUUGGACCUGGGUUCAACAAUACUAGCUGGAAGGUUCAAAUGAACAUUUCCACACAUGAUGAGUACAGAACCACCUAUAAUGUAUUUGGGUUUAUUGAAGGCAGUGUUGAACCAGACAGGUAUGUUUUGAUUGGUAACCAUAGGGAUGCAUGGGUGUUUGGAGCAGCUGAUCCAUCUAGUGGAACAGCAGCCAUGAUGGAGAUGUCAAGAGCUUUUGGUCAGAUGGUCAAACAAGGAUGGCGACCCAGACGUACACUGAUAUUUUGUAGUUGGGGAGCAGAGGAGUAUGGUUUGAUUGGAUCCUGGGAGUGGGUGGAGAACUUUGUGAAGAACCUCAAUCAACGAGCAGUGGCAUAUUUGAAUGUUGACAUUGCAGUACAAGGAAAUUACUCAAUGCGAGCUUCUUCUACACCCUCUUUACACAAGAUUAUAUAUGAAUCCAGUAAAAAGAUACCAAACCCCAACCCAGAAGAAGUGAAAUCAGACAGGCCCUCUCUUUAUGAUACCUGGGUCAAUUCUUUCCCCAGGAAAGGAUCACAGCCAAAAUUGCCAUUCAUUAACGCUGUUGGUGCUGGGAGUGAUUUCACAGGUUUUCUGCAGUUAGUAGGUGUCUCUUCCAUGGACACUAGGUACACCUAUAACACUGUAAGUUUAUUGCUUUGAAAAUGUAAUGAUGAUG